Saccharomycodes ludwigii is the source of this 1992-nucleotide messenger RNA. It is a transcript of the gene GCR2, whose product is annotated as Gcr2p. The transcript has a single exon. Bases 1 to 1992 code for a protein of 663 amino acids. The record is from RefSeq and is a predicted model, not a curated record. Lineage: Eukaryota; Fungi; Ascomycota; Saccharomycetes; Saccharomycodales; Saccharomycodaceae.
AUGUUACAUUAUGCCCAUGAACUAAGAUUCGAUUUAUUUUUAAUUAAAGCUUAUAAAAGAUUAAUAUUAAAGCAAAGAGGUAUUUUAGAAGAACGAGAUGGCAGCAAUAAUUUCACAACUAAUACAACACUAGGGAAUAAUGCGGACAAUGUAGUUAUUAUCGAUAUAGAGGAUUAUCAUAACCUGAAACCUUCCACGUUGAAAUCAGAUUCUGAUUUUAAAAAACUAAAAAACGCUGAAAUAUUCGAGAGUAUUGCUUAUAUAUACAAGAAAUGUUAUUUGCAGCAGAACAACAACAACAGCAACAAUGGUUUUGAGAAUAAGGGUAAUGAUAUUAGCACUACGAGUAGUAUAAUAAGCAACCACACAGGUCACAACGAAGGUGAUACACCUGGCAACAAUAUUAUGGUAAAUAAAAACAACGGAAAAAACCGUAGCAGAACUAAUAGUGUUAAUAGUAAUAAUAGUAAUACACACAUGCAUCCCGGAAGUUCAGCAUUGCAAAGUAAUAAUAAUAAAAUCCAAGAUUUUGAUUACAUGAUGAUGAAUUCUACUACCAGAUUGCCCAAAUCUUCAAUUGAAAUUUACCAGAAAUUUUGCCAGAUAAUCAGAGAAUUGGAUUUGAAUUAUUCUGAAUCCAUAUAUUCUAAAUACUUUAUUAAAUUAACCUCGAAUUUAUUGCAGAUCAAAUCGGAAAAGGAGUUAAUGUUUGACCCUAUAUGGAAUUCAAUUCAUAUAAACUUUAAUAAUAUACCCUGUACUAGCGGUGGCAGUACAUAUAGUAAUAGCGGAAACAAUAGUGCUGCUAUGUCUAAAAAUAAUUCUAUUAAUUCUACCAUGGCCAACAAACAAAAAAAUAAUAACACCAAUAGUUCACGCGCAACGACAAUAACUGCUGCUACUACCACUUCUAAUAAUACUAAUACUACUGCUAAUAAAGCCACUAAUAAUACAAAUUUAGACUAUCUUAAUGGAAUAAUACCUGCAGAACAAAAUUUAUUAUUAAAUCAAGAAUUAUUACUUAAGGUUAAAAAAUUGCAAAAAGAAAGAAAAGUAACUAAAAAGGGGUAUUACACUACACCUACAAGUCCUUCUACAUCAUGGAUGAAUAAUUUUCUAGCAAGUACUACUAAUAGUAUGGGGCACAACAACAACAACGACAACAACAAUAAUGAUAAUGCUACUGAUGCCGCUACAAAUACUGAUAUAUCUGAAUUAUUUACAAAUAUGAGUGCUAAUACAAAUGGUACAAGUAGUAAUGGAUUUAUCAAUAUCAAUAAUACAAGAACCAAGAAUAAACAGUUUAAUGUCAUUCCCACUUCUAAAAGAAGAAGAAGAUAUACCAAUUGUGCACACUAUACAAACAAUUUAAGUAAUAUGACAAAUUUUAAUACGGGCAUGAAAAAUAAUAGCGCGUUUGGUACGAACAACAAUAAUAAAUAUAUGAAUUCUUCCAAAUACGGCAGUUUCAGCUAUGCGCCUUCCUUGAAUGAAGAUGACUACGAUAAUUUUAGAGAUGAUAGUAAUAGCCGGAAUAUUACCACAAGCAAUAGUGCAUCUAGCAAUACUAAUAAUAUUGAUGUAGAUAUUAAAGAAUUGUUAAAUUUUGCUAAUAAUACUAGUGGCAAUAAUACUGCCAAUACUCAUAAUUCUAUAAAUAAUAAAAAUAUAAUACAGGAAGAAGAAGAAGAAGAAGAGGAAGAACAACAACAACAACAACAGCAACAAAAUGAUGAUUUUAAUAAUAAUGAUAUUAAUGGACAAGACUCUUUAAUGAAUAAUAAUACAAAUCCACUUAAUACUACACCCAUUAGACACCAUAGAACAACAUCAUCCACCUCUACCUCUCAUAGAAGUAGUAUUAUAACACAAAGUCAUGGUAAUAAAAUGUUUAUAAAUAAUGGAAGUACAAAUGCAAAUACUAAUGCGAUUCUUGAUAACGUCACUAAUAACAUUAAAAAAAUAAUAAUAAUAAUAAUAAUAAUGCAAUAA